GUUCCCUGCGGUAGCGGUGUGAGGGCUCCUCUCCUAUAGCGGCUACGGAGCGUCUCUCCCCCAGCAGCCCGGGCCCAUGGGCAGUUCCGGGGGUAUUUGGGCUUGUGGGUAAGGUGCCGGUUCUGGAGUGCUAGCCGGGGGGCUACCCAUGAUGCACCAUGCUGUUCUCCCUGCUUGAGUUGGUGCAGUGGUUGGGAUUCGCCCAACUGGAGAUCUUCCUGCACAUCUGGGCGCUGCUGGUAUUCACGGUGCUGCUGGCGCUGAAGGCCGACGGCUUUGCCCCCGACAUGUCGUGGUGGAACAUCUUCAUCCCGUUCUUCACCGCCGACGGCCUGAGCACCUACUUCACCACCAUCGUGACGGUGCGGCUCUUCCAGGACGGGGAGAAGCGCCAGGCGGUCCUUCGGCUCUUCUGGAUCCUCACCAUCCUCAGCCUGAAGUUUGUGUUCGAGAUGCUCCUGUGCCAGAAGCUGGUGGAACAGAGCCGGGAGUUAUGGUUUGGGCUCAUCAUGUCCCCCGUCUUCAUCCUGCUCCAGCUGCUCAUGAUCCGGGCCUGCCGGGUCAACUAGGGACCCCCAAUGGACUCAUUUAUUCCUAUACCUGGUUCUGGUAUCCCUGACUGUAAGACUGAUCCGAUUUGGUUCCGAGUGUUGCUCAGUUCAGCUUUGUACAGAUGGAACCACUCUGAUUCUAAUAAAGCAAAGUAAAGCAUG
Molecule: messenger RNA, 713 nt
Organism: Xenopus tropicalis (tropical clawed frog)
Lineage: Eukaryota; Metazoa; Chordata; Amphibia; Anura; Pipidae
Gene: tmem203
Product: transmembrane protein 203
Cellular component (GO): endoplasmic reticulum membrane; endoplasmic reticulum-Golgi intermediate compartment
Source: RefSeq, marked provisional